This is a messenger RNA of Closterium sp. NIES-67, 3532 nucleotides long. The record is from the annotation of a GenBank genome assembly. NCBI's taxonomy places the organism in Eukaryota, Viridiplantae, Streptophyta, Zygnematophyceae, Desmidiales, Closteriaceae.
AUCCAUAAGUGAAUCCUGCAAUGGCAGUUCCUAGUGAUGCGGCCUAAGUUUCUAGGUAUGGUCACUGGUCAGUGUAGUAUUCAAGGGAAGCUGUUCGUAGCCGCUCGGCUAUUGAGUCGUCUCAAAAGCCAGAAAUCCCUAGUGCCGUAAUAUUUCUAUGACCCGCUCGGCUUUUGAGUCCGCUCAAAAGCCAGAACUCGUAGAGCCGUUGUAUUUCCGAAUGGGCCUCGCUUGCUCGUCUCCUUAUUUUAAUGCACCCGGCUCCUUUUCCGAGUGAUCAUUUUUUUUAUCUCUCUCGUUCUUUCUUCAACGGCCGCAAACGUGUCGGCACGGCGUAAGCUUUCUAGCUCGUGUAAGGGUCUUCCUGCCGUUACUCGCACGCAGAAAUUUCUGUUUCUUACGGUAUAUUGAAACUAGACGAAGUUAAUCAGCGAAAUAAUUAGGCGUAGCCAAUAAGCCGACUCGUCAGUCGUGGAAACGACGGGAAUUUCCGUCCUUAGCUCACACGCCAUGUCUUGGGCUGGAGGCACCGAUUCUCAGUCGCUCGCGUUUCUCUGCGCGAGCAUGAACGAUCCUAUGGCGGCUCUAACGGCUUUCGAUAAUCAGCAGAUGCAGCAGCAACAACAGCAGCAACAGCAGCAACGCCAGCAGCAGCAGCAGCAGCAGCAGCAGCAGCAGCAGCAGCAGCAGCAGCAGCAGCAGCAGCAGCAGCAGCGUGCGUCGUCCUUUGCGGGAGCAACCCGUCGCUCGCCGUCGGGGUCUCCCGUAGAAGCCCUUGCCACGUCAGCAGCACCUGAUAUACAUAAUACUUCAGCCUUAGGAGCUGCUGGUUCGGGCUCUCUGUCUGGGCAGCGUGCUGAUCUCCGCCGGACCAAUGGAUUAGGUCCGGUGCCGAACCUGGCUGCCGCAGGCUUGGGACUCGGUCCAUCGCUGAGCCCAGGCCUGAUGACCGGCGCAGGUGCACGUGUCAACGAUUUACUGGGUAUCCGCGACGCGAGUCUAGCUGCAGUGGUUGCUUCGGGGAAGAUUCCAGUCAGGAGCAGCGGGAGUCCCGUCGCGAGCACCACUGCUGCUGGCGCGGCGGCGGCGGCAGCGGCUACAGCCGCUGUUAGGGGCGCGCUUGUUAGUAGCGUGACUGCCCGUCGCAGCGGGCUCGUCGCAGGGGCAGGAGGAGGGGGAGGCGCAGAGGCACGGGGAGGGGGAGGCUUGUCGGGCGUGCGGGGAGGAGUGGGCGCAGUUGCGCAGAUGAGCGCGGACGGGGGGAGGUUCGAUGCGGAGAGGGCACAAGGCGCGGGGGGGCUGGGCGGAGGCGCGCAGCAGCAGGCGGAAUUUCUAAUGGGCGCGGGAGCGGCAGCGCAGCAGCGGGCGGAGUUUUUAAUGGGCGGGGGAGCGGCGGCGCAGCAGCAGGCGGGGUUCCUUCUGCUGCAGGAGCUGGCGGGACAGCAGGCGCUCCUGGGGGAAGCGCAAUUAUCGGGAGGGUUCCCCGGAGUCGACAUUUCCGCGUUUUACGGCGGCGGCGACAUGGGGCGCGCGUCGAUCGCGGAGAUGGAGGCCAAGGCGGUGGCGCAGUCGCGGUCGCACAGCGAGGCGGAGAGAAGGAGGCGGGAAAGGAUCAACCAGCACCUGGCAACGCUAAGGACCCUGCUGCCCAGCUCCAGCAAGACGGACAAGGCAACGCUACUAGGCGAGGUGGUAGACGUACUAAGAGGGCUGCACGCGGAAAAGGAGGCGGAGGGGGAGGGGGAGGGGCGGAUUGGGCCUAUGCCUCGAGAUGUAGAUGCCUUGGAGGUGGAAGAGGUAGUGGCCGUGGUGGGGGGGGAAGGGGGGAGGGAUGGCGGGGGGGCGGAAGGGGGGGAAGAGGCGGAAGGGAGUGGGGGAGGGGGUGGAGGAGGCCAAGGGGAAGGGCGGAGAAGGGGUGAGGAUGAGAGUGUGGGCAGAUGUGUGGGAGAGAGGGGAGGUGGGGAGGAGGGCGGGGUGAGGAAGCGGAGGAAGGGGGAGCAUGAGGGAGAUGUUGGGGGGAAGAAUGGGGGCAGCGGAGGAGGGGAGGGGGAAGGGAGGAGGGGAGGGGGGGAGGAGGAGUUGAUUCGGUUUGUGAUAUCGUGCGAGGACCACCCAGACUUGCUGGGAUCACUCAAGAAAGCAAUCGAUCUCCUGCGCCUGCACGUGCGGUCGUUGGAAACAGCCUCCUGCAGCAACCGCGUCACGCACCACAUGCUGCUAUCUCGAGACCCUCCCCCAACAGACGAGCCCCCACACUCCUCCCGCCCCUCCUCUCUCUCCCCACUCCCCUCCUCCUCCUCCCCUUCUCCCGCUGCUGGCAAUAGUCCGCUUAACUCGGGGGGUAUGGGGGGGUUGGAGGGGGGUGGGAGCAGCCGCAGCAGGGAGAGGGAGAGGGAGAAGAGUGGGGCAGACCGGAGGAAAAAGGGGAGGAAGGAGCCCUCAGUGGAAGUUAUUCGGGCAGCUUUGCGGGCAGCUGUGGAGAGAGCUCGGGCCUCGGCUGCUGUGACUGGUGCUGUGGCUGGUGCUGUGUGUGCUGUGGCUGGUGGUUUGCCUGGUGUGGGUGUUGGAGAGGGUGCACUAGAGCCCAGGAUCAUUUCGGCUGCUGCCCCCGCCACUGCUGCUGCUGCUGCUGCUGCUGCUGCCUCUGAUGCUCUUGCUGGUGAUUGCGCUGUCGCAAAUGGCAAUGCUGCUGCUGUUUCUGUUGCUGCUGCUGCUGCUGCUGCUUCUCCUGGUGGUGUUGCUGCUGCCAGUGGUGGCGACGAUGGUGGGGAUAUGGGUGAGGAUGGGCGGAUUCAGCUGUCAGGGGAAGGGCUGGAAGUAAGGGAAGGGUGCGAGCAAGAGACACAGCAGGGGCAGGAGGACAGGUGUGCUGACCAGGCGGGGCAUCCGCACCAAAUGCAGCAUCAGAUUCAGCACCGGAGAUUGGAGCAUCAGCAGCAGCAGGACGAGCAGGAGGGGCAGCAGGUGGAGCCUCAGGUGAAUUCGCUGAUUCAGCACCAGCAGCUGCAACUGCAGCAGAGGUUGCAGCAGCACCAGCAAAUGAUUCUGAGGAGGCACGAGCAGCAGGAGCAGCAGGAGCAGGAGCAACAGCCUUUGGACUCCCUGUGCAAUCCCUUCUGAUGUUAUUUGGGCUGGUAUCAUCAUCAUCACCUUGCUGUCUGCCUGCCACCUGGUGAAGCUGCUACAUGAGUUGCGGACACGGUCAUAGUACCUCUGCUCAACAACCCAUUUCCGAUCGAACCUGAUGCACCCAGGGUUCCCGUUAGCAGACGAAAUCCGUCUGUUCAUCUGAGAAUCAGACUCACAUUUUCCGUGUCAUCUGAUUUUUUGACAACCAUUAAUUUUCCAUCUGAACGACCAUCUUGGUUACCGUAAUCCCCCGUAUAUAACACCCGCCGAAAUAGUCACUCCGCGGGUGGUUUAUGCGGGGGAGAGCUUAUGAUAGGGUGAAUCUAGGAGAGCACCCGCUUUUCGGGGGUUGCAUUUUACAUAACACCCUCCUCGUUUUAUGCAGCAAAGAACAAUAUUUCGU